Molecule: messenger RNA, 2458 nt
Organism: Pocillopora verrucosa
Lineage: Eukaryota; Metazoa; Cnidaria; Anthozoa; Scleractinia; Pocilloporidae
Product: heat shock factor protein-like
Biological process (GO): regulation of DNA-templated transcription
Molecular function (GO): sequence-specific DNA binding; DNA-binding transcription factor activity
Source: RefSeq, a predicted model, not a curated record
CUGCGCGCGGGGGAUUGACGAAUAUGGCUGAUCAGCAAACUGCCUGAUAAGUUACGCUUGUUUUUCAGCACGUAUACCUGCGAGAAAGCUUUAUUGUCUGGUGUGAUUUUUGAAAAGAAAUGCCGAUGAAGACUGGAGACGGAGAUUCGAGUGGUAUUCCAUCUAAUGUCCCGGCUUUUUUGGUGAAAUUGUGGAAGUUGGUUGAAGAUCCACAAUAUGAGGAGCACAUUUCGUGGAACAAGAAUGGGAGCGGAUUUCUGGUGCACGAUCAAGCCACGUUUGCACGCGAGAUACUUCCUAAGUAUUUUAAACACAACAACUUUGCAAGCUUCGUCCGCCAGCUGAAUAUGUAUGGAUUCCGUAAAGUUAUUGGAGCUGAACAAGGGGGUCUGCGAUCUGAGAAAGAUGAAUGGGAAUUUUUCAAUGGAAAUUUCAACAAAUAUCAUCCUGAAUUACUUGAAAAUGUCAAAAGAAAGGCAACACCUGAGGAAAAGAAAAUGAGGACUGAGGAUGUGUCUAAAGUGCUAAAUGAUGUUCAAGACAUGAAAGGAAGACAAGAUGAAAUGACAAUGAAACUUGAUCAGAUCAAGAGAGAAAAUGUCACGUUGUGGAAUGAGCUGGUAGACUUGCGACAAAAACAUCAAAGGCAACAACAGAUUGUAAACAAGUUGUUCCAGUAUCUGAUGCGACUAAUGUAUCAAAAUGACAAGCUGACAAACCGCAAAAGACUGAUGUUGCAAGACAGCACAGAAGAGCAGUCAUCAAAGAGAGGGAGAUAUGAGUACAGAGACACAUCAGGUCCCAGCAGUGGCCAGCCACCACCAAGUUAUUCUGCUCAGAGGCCAAGCACACAGACACUCACAAUAUCUGAUAUCUCAAACACAUCUUCUUCAAGCAUUCCUGCCACUAGUGGGCCAUUGAUUACUGCUUUACCAGAUGAGGACAACAUUUCACAUGCCAGACCAGUUAUCAGAUUUCCAGAGGAAUCUGUACCAUCCUCACAGCCUAUUGUGUCAAGUCCUGUGUCAUCAUCAGCACCAACGUAUCCACAAGCCUCAGUGGUACAGCCGUGCUUUUCAACAGGCGUGGUCACUUUUCCUGAGGAGCAGAAUCAGACAACUGUUGUGCACCCAACUCAUGUCAUGGAACCUCCUCAAUCGUACGAUGAGCAUCACAAUAUAAGAAAUAAUCCUUUGAUGCGCAGAAUUUCUCAGGAAGAUAUCGGCCCAGACAGAAAUUUUAUAGGUGAACAAGUGGAUUACAAUUCACAGAUGCUUGAAAACAUUCAGUACCAGCUCUCUAAUCACCCCAUGAUCUUGGAUAAUAGCUUGUUUUAUGAUGUAUUUGGCCACGAUGGAGCGCCAGGAGCACCAGGGCAGGAUCCAUUGGAUGCCUUGGCUGACCGAGCUGCAGCCAGCCCUCUUCCUGGAGUUGGGCAAAGCUCGUCUCAAGGGGGGCAUGAACUAGUGCAGUAUGGUGUGCAAGGGUCUGGGGCCAGCAGCACUUCUCAGCGUGGACAUCCUAGGCCAAGGGAUCACGAAGACCAGUACGUGCGAAGAGACUGGGGCCAAGGACAGCAAGCGCAACAACAGCCUGGACAUGACGUUCAGCAUUUCUUUAAUGGCUAAACUGUUCAGAUUAGUUCUAGAUUUUUAUUUGAUGAGGAUUGUAACAUUUGUCCUAGCAUUGUUUUAUACGCUUCAUUUCGUGCGGCAGUUCUCUCAAGUUCGUUUUAGUUAUGAGAUUUUGUCGUUUUUGAAGUUUUAAGAAAAUUGCUAAGUCAACGUCAUCCGUUACGAGCACGGAACCGUUCAGAGAAUUAGUCGUGCUGAUGUAAGUUAUAUUAACCAGUUAGAUGUAACAGUAAAGUGGAGACAGUGUUUUAUGGAAUGAGCAGCAGGAAAAGGCGCAGAGCCGAGCCACAAGCGCAGGAAAACGGCAGUCAAUGGCAAGUGCGGGAAAAUGGUGGCCGAUGGUAAGCGCGGGAAACGCUCGUCGGGCACUUGACGAUUGUUUUGGGUUUCACUCUUGAUUAACUGAGAAGAUUGUAUCUUCACUCCGAUUGGUCAGAUCAUAUCAUCUCAGACUCUCAGUAGAGGAACAAACAGCGAACACAAUCCUCUUUGAAGUCGCUUGGAGAAGCGUUGUAAAUUGUGUAUCGCAGUGAAUAUUUUUUAAUGAGAUACGGAACUAACGAGUGUUACAUAAUAUAACAAAGUCAAAUUCGAAUGUAAUAAGUAGAUAACAUGGUUAGCUAAGGAACUGUAUCGACGAAACUUAAUAGUACAUCGUAUAGCGUACGAAAAACUUUUUUUAUAGCUCCGCGGGGAACAAUUAGCAGCUUUAAUAUACACUAAGGUGUUAGGAUUUUAAAUGAUUUAAAUAAUUAAAUUUGUCAGACAGUGGUAAAGACUACCCAAUUUAAAGCUAAAUGAGAAAUAAUUAAACAAAACAAAUA